Molecule: messenger RNA, 8831 nt
Organism: Habropoda laboriosa
Lineage: Eukaryota; Metazoa; Arthropoda; Insecta; Hymenoptera; Apidae
Gene: east
Biological process (GO): translational elongation
Cellular component (GO): nucleus; cytoplasm
Molecular function (GO): translation elongation factor activity
Source: RefSeq, a predicted model, not a curated record
CUUCCUCUUCCCGUAGCUGGUUAUAAUGGCGUCUGGAACUCUUUACACGUACCCGGAAAACUUCAGAGCCUACAAGGUGCUAAUCGCGGCACAAUAUUCCGGUGCUCAAAUUAAGAUCGCAGAUGAUUUUGUUUUUGGAGAAACAAAUAAAAGUGAAGCUUUCUUAAAGAAAUUUCCGUUGGGCAAGGUUCCAGCAUUUGAAACAUGUGAUGGAAACUGUAUCACAGAGAGCAAUGCAAUUGCUUAUUAUGUGGCUAAUGAUCAGUUGAGAGGUAAAACUGACAUUGAACGUGCAGAGAUUAUUCAAUGGUUUGGCUUUGCAGAUUCUGAAAUUCUUCCAGCUAGUUGUGCAUGGGUGUUCCCAUUGCUUGGAAUCAUGCCAUAUAAUAAGCAGAAUAUAGAGCAUGCUAAGGAUGAUGUAAAGAAAGCAUUAACUGCCCUUAAUUCUCAUUUACUUACACGUACUUACCUGGUAGGAGAGCGAGUGACAUUAGCAGAUAUUAGUGUAGCCAUGACAUUACUGCAUUUGUACCAGUAUAUUCUAGAACCAAAUCUGCGUAAACCAUACCAGAAUGUGAACCGGUGGUUCCGAACUGUCAUUUAUCAGCGUGAGUCGAUGGCAGUAAUUGGUUACUUCAAAUUGGCUGAAAAGAUACUUGAAUAUGAUCCAAAGAAGUUUGCAGAAACUCAAGGAAAACCUUCAAAAAAAGAAAAGAAAGAAAAGGAAUCUAAGAAGGAAUCAAAGGAGGCAAAAGAGUCUAAAAAAGAGACAGUUGAAGAACUGAUCCAACAGGGCACUUUCGAUCUUGAUGACUUUAAGAGAUUUUAUUCUAACGAGGAUGAAACAAAGUCUAUACCUUACUUCUGGCAAAAAUUCGAUCCGGAAUAUUACAGUAUUUGGCUUGGUGAAUACAAAUAUAACAAUGAAUUAACAAAGGUUUUCAUGUCUUGCAAUCUUAUAAGUGGAAUGUAUCAACGAUUAGACAAAAUGCGAAAAGGUGCAUUCGCUAGUGCCUGCCUAUUCGGUACAGAUAACGACAGUAGCAUCAGUGGUAUUUGGGUUUGGUGUGGACAAGAGCUUGCUUUCACAGUUAACCCAACUAAAGAAGAAACAAAAGAACUGGUUCAACAAUACUUCAGCUGGACUGGUGCUGAUAAGGAGGGACCAUUGGAAGCAUUAGAAGCUGUAGCUACUGGAAGUCAACUUCCUCCAAAAUUAGAGGCCAGCUUGCCACGUAAAAAGGUUCUCAGAAAUCUUAAGCGUAAACAGAAGUUAAGGGCAGCAAAGGCAAACCUCAUUAAGUCAAAGGUUACAAGGAAAGUAGCAAAUAGAAAUUUGUGCAGAAUAACUUCUGAUAUCAAGAAAGGUGUGAGAGCUAAAAGGGUCAAAUUAUCAGAGGACAAUAGCAUUAAAACAUCAGAUAUUAAUUUAAGAACUUUAGAGAACCACAUAAACGAUACAGAGUGUGAAAGUAUAGGAACAGAAGGAGCUAAUAGAAGUGCCAAGAACAAUCUCAGGACUAAAAAGACCAAGUUUGUACCAAAAACUAGUGGGGAAGUGGAGAACGAAGACAUUCAAGACAGAGACACAGAUUCAGUUGCUGGAUCCAGUACUAAGAGCAGCCCAAAACUUAGCAGAAAGGGGAAAAGUUUAGAGAAUUCAGAUUCUUUGUCCAGGGGUGUGAAAGCAACAAAAUUUGCAGGAUUCAAAAGGAACAAUAUUAGAGAAAAGGAUACUUACAUAAAAACGGAGGGAGAUAUCAAGUGUACGAAAGGAAGAAAGAAUAACAGAGAUAUAGAUUACUCUAAUUCAAGAGCAUCUGUUGAUACAAAAUUUUCAAAGUCACUUUUGGACUCUAAGAGUUCUAUAGAUCUUACUAUAGACGAGGUUAUAGCUUCAAUGUUGAGUGAUUCAGAGAUAGAUAAUCCACAGGGAAUAAUAGACAAAGUAGAGGGUAAGGUGACAAGGAGUAAGAAAAUGUUGGUAGAAGAAAAUAUAGUUACAGAUAUUGAAAUCAAGAAAGAACCAGACAAUGAUGAUAUUAAAAUUACAUCUGAUGGGGAGAACCUGGAAAUAGAAUCUGUUCAAAGUGCAAUUCAAUUAAGAAAAAGAUCGAAUGCAUCAAUUAGUCAAAGAAGUUUAAGAAAUGGCAAGUUACGGCAGUCAGAUUCAGGUAUUUCCACUGACUUGGAACUUAAAAAACGUCGAAGAUUAAAUUCAGAUGACCCUGUUAGUUCAGAGGUUUUAAUAGAUAAUAUUGUGGAUAGUAAUAUUGAUACAGAAUCUUGCUUCUCUGAAUCCAGUGGUAAUGAUUCUCAGACAGUUAUGGUAACAGCCAAAGAUGAAUCUUGCUUGAAGCAAGAAACAUUAAAAAAUUUUGAAGGCAGUUCCCAGACUGGAUCAGAAGUAGAGAACAAUAAUAACAGUGAUCGAGCAGAUAGGGCCAAUGAGAUAGGGCCCACUCUCCGCUCAAAAACUAAAGCCAAAAGUACAGAAGUUGAAAUAAAAAGUGACAAUAUAAAAAUUGAUUAUACGAGAAUAGUACCUAAAAAUACAGAACUGCAGGAGGAGGUGAAGAAAGUGAGUAAUUUAGAGCAAAUUAGGAAAGAAAAUAUUUUAGCAAAAUUUUCUGACAAGUCCAAGGGUCGAAGAAGUAGUUUAAAUAUAGAUAUGAAAAAAACAGUAAAUUCAUUUUAUGGUACAGAAAAGUCAGAUGGUAAUCCAAAGUCACAGAUAGAUCAAAUGAUAGAGAAUAUUAAGCUUAAAAUUGCAAAGUCUAUUGAAAGUAAAAUCUUUGGACCAGAAAAGGGUCUUGGAUUGAACAAAAACUUUGAAGUACCAAAAAUUGAAGAGAUAAUUGCACCAUUGAGUGCAGAAUCCCAGAAAUUAGGGCUGGAGGAAAAUAUAGAUGAGGAUAAGUCUGCUAUUUCCAAAAAUGAAAUCAAAUCGGACAGUUCAGAGAAUUCAGUACCAAAAGUGGCUGACACUGCCAAAGAAAUUGAGAAACUAGUCAUGGGUGAUAUUGAACUAGCAGAAACUCAUUCUCAAAAUGUACAAGAAAGUGAGUCUCCUGACACUGAUGCAAGUAACAAUAUACAUAAUGUUUCUGAAGCUGUACAUGCUACAGAGAACAAUGCUAGUAGUUGUAAAGCUGUGGAGCAACAAGAAGAGUCCAAUGAAGUUUCUAAUGUAAUAGAGGAGUCUGAAAAGGAUGUUGAACAACUUAUAGAUGAUCAGAUAAAAGUGUUGGAUGAUGGUAAGAAAACUAUGUCUACCAGAAAAUCUUUAAGAAUAACUGACAAAGGUUCUCCUGAAAGCAGUGACAGUGUUAAAAAAUUAGGUAGAGUAGCAAAUAAAAAGUCUGAGAACUCCGAAGAAUUUUUGGAAAAUUUUAAUAAACCUGAAGAGACAAUUUCAAUUGAUGAACCACAGAAUGAAUCAACAAAGAAAUUAUCUACUUUAGAAUCCUCGACUGUUAAUAUGGAAACUGUAUCUAGGAAAGUGGAAGAGAAGGUUGCAGACGAAGAAGCAAAAACAAAUCAAACUGUACAAGAUGAAACUAAGAUUUCUGCAAACAACACUUUGGAGCCUGAUGAAGUAGAAACCUUGGAAAGUAUUUCUAAAGAAGUGGAAAGAUUAGUGGCAGAAAAACAACCCAACACUCAGUCACAAACAAGCACAAAAGAAACACAGAAUAAGCAAGAAUUAAGCAGUAAAUCCUCAACAGAGUCUGACAAGUUAACUGUAGUAACAGAUACUAACAAGCAGGAAGUAAUUGAACCCGAUGAAUUGGAGAAGAGUAGUGUACCAGGCAAAGCUGAAGUAACAGAGAAUGCCAAAGACGUUGAAGAAAGUGAAGGAACCACUGCACUGGAAUCAGUGCAAGAUGCUAAGAAGGAGAAAAGUAAUUGUCAAAUAUCAGUUACCUCGAAUUCCACUACGAUUCCUAAAUAUAACGCGAGUCCUGUUCUCAGUGAUGCAUGUAAUCCCAUUGAAAACGCGAAAAAAGACACAGAUGAGAGUGCAAAAGACGAUAAAUGUAAGCAAGAUAAUAAUACAGAUAACAAUAACAUUGUCACUAAUACAACAGAAGAACAAGUAAUUUUGUACAAUAAUUCAGGACAUGGUGAAUCAACCACAAUAACAAAAGAGGAACCAGAAAAAUUAGACAAUAUUGUAGAAGAGCAAAAAUCACCUGUUAGCGAUGAUAACAACAAACGAGUGCUGAGAGCUCGCGACAAGACGAAAAAACUUGAAAAAAGACAAGCUUCUUAUAACAAAGAUGGCGUAUCGAAGGUGAAAGAUGAUGAAGGUGCACAAAAGAUACAGAACUCUCAUGAAAUAGAAGAUACACAGGAGUCAGAGGAAAAGGUUCAAGAAGUGAACACAGAAGACAUUGAUGACACCCAGAACAGCACAGAAUCGGUGGAUACAAACGAUCUGGAUCGUCAAGCUCGCACCAGGCGCAAUAGAGAGAUGAAGAAACGCAAGGAGGAACAGUUGUCUAGUUUAAAAAAUAAACGUUCAAAGAGGGAGAUCAAAAAAUCUGAUCAGCAGAACAAGGAGGAGACCCUGUUAGAUAAUGAGGUGGCUAAGAUCAAUGAGAACAAUAGGUCAUUCUUAGACAAGUAUGGAAGUGGAGCAGAGUGUGUAACAAAUUUCAGAGGCUUCUCAGAAGGUGGCAGGGGAAGCUUGGAAAAACGACAAGAUAACUCUGAUAAUGUGAGAAGCAAGUCAGAGAAUGAUAUAACAAUUACAAAGGAACCAAGCAAAGUUGUCUGUGAAAACAGAUUGUCCAGAAAUCUGUCUGAGAACCAUAUGACUAAGCAGACAGAGAACAUAGAUAUCCUGGAUGCCGAUUGCAAGCCUGUGAAGACACCAGAGACAUCUCAAAAGGAUUCUGACGAGACUUCGACGUCUGGCGAGUCCUCUAGCAGUGUCAAUAUCACUCCAAAAAUCCUGGAAACGCCUGAAGAUAAGGCCAAGAAGGAGUCAAUUUUGAGACUGCUCGGUUUAGAGUCCCUGGAGAAAGCUGCAGAAAGACUGAGCCAUCAGAAAGCGAAGAAGGAGCAGUACACUGGAACAUUGAAGACUGUGAUUCGUGUACAGAAGGAGAAAGAGAAGGAUAAAAGGCGGUCUAGGUCUCCCUUGAAAAUGGUGUUGAAACAGGGUCGUGGGGAUGGAGAAGGAGAUUCACCUGAGAACUUCUACACUAUUCAGAAGGAGUUUGGAACCAGUGGUUGGGGAGAUAGCAGCUCUGGUGCGAACCGAAAGUUCUCUACUAACCACAGACACUCUUGCGACGAGGAUAACGAGGAUACCACGUCAAAGGAUCGUCAGUCUCUUGUUAUUCCAGAGAAGUCCUCUUCCUUCUCCAUCCAUCCAGGACGCCUAUGUGCGGAUGUGUGUUGCUACUGCUUUGGAAAAUUCGGCUCAUUGGACACACCGAUGCAUCUGGCUCAGAUGAAAUCCGACGAGAGACGCAAGAAGAUUUUGAACAUAGAGAGACACUUAACCAAGGACUCUUGCUUGUGUGACGCCUGUUACCGCCAUGUUGAUAGAAAGGCGAACACUAGCCCUACGAACAUGCAAACGAAACCGCAGAAACAGCAUAGGCAACUUAUGGUGUCCAAAUGCUCGGCCCGUGACUGCAGAGACGCUGCUCGUCAUCAUGUCAAACGUCGAUGGUUGCUCAAAAUAAAAGCUGGUCUGCAAAAACAGGUGGACAUUGAUUGGGAGUCGAGUCAACAUACGUCCAUGUCGUUCUGCGUCAGCCAUUAUUCCAAAAUCGAGCCAUUUUUAACCUGUGCCCUCUGUAAGCGCCGACUAGCGAGAAAUCAUACUCAUCAGUUGGCAAAUGCAGAGACAGAGGAAUUGAACCAAUUGCUUGGACAACAAGGUAUUCCUGUGAUCCUGGUCGCGGGCACCUUCGUCUGCAAAUUGUGUCGCUACUUCACGCAGUUGCAGCUGAAGUACAAGGAUGUAGAGAACAUGAACACGAAUCAUAGAUCGUUCUUCAAGAGCUACAGGAAAAGAAUCCUACACUAUCAUGAUAUCGAGGUUCUGGAGAACGAAGAUGACGAUUCCUCGCAAAACCAGUCUAAGGAUAAGGAUAAAGACAAGGAUAAACGGAAGAAAAAUUCCAAGUGCACCACACAGUCCAAAACGACAACUUCCAAGUCUCCAGAUGGAAUUACAAAUUCUGCCUCAGAAAAGUCUACACCAGAACCCAGUAAAAAUGAGGGAACCAAUUCUGAGACGGAUAAUGAAAAUCGUAUUACAAAGACGAACUCAAACGACGAUAACGUCACAACGGACGUCCAAUUCCUCGGCAUAGAAAGCACCGUGGAAAAAUUGAAAAAACGUAAAUUAUUGGAUAUGCAUCCGUACACGAUAUCUGACACAACGAUAUCACGUGAUAGCCCUAAUGAGGUGGUCGAAAUCCUCGCUAUGGACAAAGAGGUGACCCUAACCAGAUUGCCAAAGAGACCAAGGACCAACAACGAUAUCAAUCCUGUUGUGCAGAGACUCGGUGCUAAUCCCUCCAUCAGCGUACGCACUCUUUUCCCUGGCGAGGAGGAAAUGAAUCUUCAUGCCAAUAUAGAGUUCACGAACGUUCGAGAAAUAACACCUCAGGGCUGGGAGAAAUGCGCCACGAUGAUACAGUACGAUAGAGACACAAAGUUGCUCUGGCAAGAGCUUCAGAGACCGUACGGGAACCAAAGUUCGUUUCUCAGACACCUAAUACUGCUUGAGAAAUAUUACAGAUCGGGUGAUUUAGUGUUAGCACCGAAUGCCUCGCGAAACGCUAUAAAUUAUUCGACGUCCGUACAGAACAGACUGAUAUCGUACGAGGGUCCAGAGAAAAUGGACGAGCCAAUCAUGGAGCCCAUCGCCUCAGAGUACCACAAUUCUCGUCGACUAAGCGGUGGGUACGUGCUAGAGAGGGACAGACAUUCUUUGCCAAGCACAAGCACUUCUAAACAAACAGCUGGUAGUAGUACCAUGCAAUCCGCGAAAGGAAGUCCUUCAAGGAUUCUGAAGUUGAAUCCUGGAGUGUCGAUAAUCAAGAAACCGCCUCCUAACCUACAAAGAUUGAAUCUGCCGUCUACCAGCGCCACCACGGCGAACGGUAGCGUGAGAAGAAAGGACGGCCAAAAGCUGCCAGCUUCAUCGGGUGGUAAAGUAUUUCAGUUGAGCGAGCCGGAUUUCAAGCGACUGCAGAAUCUGAAAAAACAGAAGCAACAAAUGCUCACAGAGAAACAGUCGACCACUUCGAGCGGCAAUUCUGGCUCCCCGCCGAAUCUGAAGUCGACCACGCAGUACCAGAAGGCGCAGCUCGCCGCUCAUACGCAGUUCCAAAAACAUCUGAGGAUGCAGCAAGAGAUGCUUAGUCGACAAAGCAGAAGCGACUUCGAACCAUUGAUCUGCAAUGUGCGAUCGUUGGCGAACGAAAACAGCCCAACGCAGAAUUUACUACAUAACCUAAAUCUGCCCAAGUCGAUUCAGGUUACCACAAAGACGUCCAGCCAGAUUCCAAUUUUACCGAAGAUUCCGAAGUCGCUGACGGUAAUACCACAGACUGUCACCAGACCUGCAGACAAAUGAGAAAUAGGGACGAUUAGAGAAGUGAAAAGUAAGUAAAAACAAAACAUGUAGAUGUUAAUUCUUUUAGACACAAAAGAGCGUUGAAUAGAGUAUACGAGAGGAAGACGUUUGCCUAUUGGACCCGAGAUAGAAGAAUUCGAAUAUCGAUCGAGCUUUGUGUUCAGAGAGUGAGAGAGAUAGCGAUAGAGAGGAUGCUUCGUUAGAGAGGGUCUAGUCAACGCUCACCGCGAGAAGCGACAAUAUCUGCCUUAUAAAAAUCGAGUGCAUUCGAAGAGAGCUGUACACUGCUCAAAAAAGAAAUCGAAACGAUUUUACGAUGAUACAUUAAGACGCAUGGCGACGAGAGGUUCGUACAGAUCGUAGUCGCAAACACGCAUGCGUACACGCCGUGAUAGUACAUAUAGUAGAAAAACGAUUCGUCGAGGAGCGAGAGAAACAGAACAGUUGCUAAUAAUGUUGUACACGACAACCAAAGCCCCAGUGUGAAGAAUGCGGUGAAACACGAUAGGAAUCUGUUUCCGAGGAAAAGUGCCUAAAAAAAAGGAAAGAAUGUGUGACGCGGAUGAAGUCGUUAGUUUUUAAAUGACGGAAUAUAAUAUGUUGAACAGACUUGAAACACGUAUACAUAGUUAAAUAUAUAGAGAUAUACGUAUACGAGUAAAGAGAGACAAAAAUAAGAAAAAAAGAUAUACAAAGGAUCGUUCGUAAGAGAAGGGAGUAGUUAAAGAAGGAAAAAAGGGGGGGUGUAAAUAUCGUGGAAGUUAAUACGCUCCCGCUGUUUCUUCGUUCGUAUUCCAAGCUAUUAAAAAAAAAUGAUUCGUUAACGGAAAAGCAUUCAUCUUUGAAGCAAAACGUAUUCCGGACGAACGAAACGAAAGGAAGAACAAAACUGACGAUUUGCCUUGCUGUUGUUACAUAAAAUAAAACAAAAACGGUCACUGCUAGAGACAUAUCUAUCCCGCGCGUUCUUCGAGAUAUUUGCAACGGCUCGAGACGAAAUCUCGUUAAAAGAUCCAUAGCGCCUCGAAGAACGAUUUGAAAUCGGUAGUUCGUUCCUUUUCCUGCGCGUCCCGAAAGAGAUAUAGUCGAUUCGCGUGUAUACGCGCAACAAAUGGCACCAUGGUGUAUAGAUUUCGUUGACGGUUUGUCUCAUAUGUCGAAUAUAUUUUUAUCUACCUGGGGAAAAAGAUAAGUGGCGAAUAUUAAAUGAAGAGUAAAAGGG